Messenger RNA from Aureobasidium namibiae CBS 147.97, 1506 nucleotides. RefSeq lists its product as uncharacterized. NCBI's taxonomy places the organism in Eukaryota, Fungi, Ascomycota, Dothideomycetes, Dothideales, Saccotheciaceae. The record is from RefSeq and is a predicted model, not a curated record. The transcript is spliced from 2 exons. Gene Ontology annotation, cellular component: nucleus. Bases 1 to 1506 code for a protein of 501 amino acids.
AUGCAGCGGUCUUACAGAUGCUAUUGCUCUGUACGAGCUCUAGAGACCUUUGUCAGAGAUGUCGCAGGUCUUGACAUCCGCCAAAGACGCAACAACGUCAGCUUCAGAAACUUGAGCACACGAUCAGCAGCGCUGCAGAUGCGCCACUCGUCGCCGCUGUCUCGUCCUUCGCAAGCACAUGGUAUCGCUAGCUCUGUCGACGAUGCUUUUGUGCCGUUUGAGACCUCGACGAGCACGAUUACCACACAUGACAACACAUCCAAGCCUUCGCCCUCGACGCACUCGAACGAUAUCCUAGAAUCACCCGCACCUUUCGAUCCAAACGAAGAGCCAAUAAGUGCAGAAGAUUUUGAGCCAGAGAUAGUCAUUCACGAAGAUCAAGUCCACACCAUACCCGACCCGAUAGUAAGAGAAGCACGGAUACAGCAAUUAGAUCUCAGAGACAGGGACAAUGCGAUCGAUGCCAUAUUCUUCCCGGACUUGCUGGCAAAGCCGAAGAAGAUCAAGGCUGGUGAGAUAGGGUCGUUGAGUCAAAGGCUCAAUAUCUUCUCUGCGCAGACGCCCAUGCAGCAGCAAUAUCCUGGUAAAAAUGCAAGAAAGAAGGCGAGAAGAGCUGCUCAGAAUGCAGCACAAGCUAGCGAAGCAGACAUGACCGUCUCAGAAGAAACGACUGGAGACCUGGAGACCGCAACAACAUCCUCAGCAAAGGCUGCCUCAAAAGCAAGAGCAAAAGCAGACAGAAAAGCAAAGAGAGCAGCACUAGCCUUCGAGGUCCAAACAGCGAUUCUCGAACAAGCCGCUCGGGACCAAGAAACCGCCGACGUCGCCUCCUUGAUCGCAUCGGCAACGGGACCCAAACCCAUCUCAAAAGCAAAAGCUGACAAAAUCGCCCUUGCAAUCAAAACCAGAAAAGCAGAAGAAAAAGCCGCGAAGAAAGCCGCAGCUGAGAAGCUGGUUCAAGAGCAGCAAGCAGCUAAACAAGCACAAAAAGAGCGCAAUCGCAAUCUAGAUAACUGGAAGGUGCAAAAAGCAGCCUUGGAAGACAAAUUCGGAGAGCAGAAUUGGAAUCCUAGAAAGAGAAUCUCCCCGGAUGCAUUGGCUGGUAUCAGAGCUCUACACGCCAAAUCACCAGAAACAUUCAGCACAGCCGUCUUGGCCGAGCAUUUCAAAAUCACUCCAGAAGCCGUACGACGAAUCCUGAAGAGUAAAUGGCAGCCCAGCGAGGAGGAGGCCGAGGAAAGAAGAGAAAGAUGGGAGAAGAGAGGCGAAAAGAAAUGGACAGAGAUGGCCGAGCAGGGUCUCAAGCCGCCAAAGAAGUGGAGAGAUAGAGGUGUAGGCAAGGCUGGUCCAGGAGAAGUGCCCGUGUGGAAACAACCUGGAAGGGUUGGCGAGCGCUGGAUCGAGAGCACGGAUGCUGAUAGGUUCAUCAUGGCUGGUGAGCAGAUGGCCGACGAAGAGUACGAGGAGUAUUCCGAGGAGGAGAGCAUCGCAUCCAGAAUCCUGUAG